Molecule: messenger RNA, 1772 nt
Organism: Nerophis lumbriciformis (worm pipefish)
Lineage: Eukaryota; Metazoa; Chordata; Actinopteri; Syngnathiformes; Syngnathidae
Gene: rab4a
Product: RAB4a, member RAS oncogene family
Biological process (GO): Rab protein signal transduction
Molecular function (GO): GTP binding; GTPase activity
Source: RefSeq, a predicted model, not a curated record
GAAUACACAUAAAGGUUGUAUAACGUGGUUUUGUCCACAUUAUCACGAUUUUAAUCAAAUAUUUGAGGUAAAAUACACACUGGUGCAGACUGCAGUCGACGUAGUGCGUAAAAUUAUUUUGUUUUGAAAAACCCCUACGGGAAGUCGGAAGGGAAAACAGUGUCAAUCCGCGGAAAUCAUCAACAGGACUAUUUUUGCUUGACUGAGAUAGCUAUCCAUCUGUCAGUCCCUAUUCUCGCCAUAUUUACAAUUACUCUCACAAAACGCCACACUGGCGAUGUCGGAGUCAUACGAUUUCCUGUUUAAAUUCCUGGUGAUCGGCAACGCCGGGACGGGCAAAUCAUGUUUGCUGCAUCAGUUUAUAGAGAAGAGAUUUAAGGAUGAAUCCAACCACACCAUUGGAGUGGAGUUCGGCUCAAAAAUCAUCAGCGUGGUCAACAAAAUUGUCAAAUUGCAGAUUUGGGACACUGCUGGACAAGAAAGGUUCAGGUCUGUGACCAGAAGUUACUACAGAGGAGCAGCAGGAGCACUGCUAGUCUAUGACAUCACUAGUCGUGAGACCUACAACGCUCUUACCACGUGGCUCAGUGAUGCACGCAUGCUGGCCAGUCAGAACAUCGUCAUCAUCCUGUGUGGAAACAAGAAGGAUUUGGAUGCUGACAGGGAGGUGACCUUCCUGGAAGCUUCGCGCUUCGCUCAAGAGAAUGAGCUGAUGUUCCUGGAGACCAGCGCCCUGACAGGCGAGAAUGUUGAAGAAGCUUUUGUCCAAUGCGCUCGGAAAAUUCUCAACAAGAUCGAAUCAGGGGAGUUGGAUCCAGAGAGGAUGGGGUCAGGGAUCCAGUACGGCGAUGCUGCUUUGCGCCAGCUUCGUUCCCCUCGUCGCGCUCAGCCACAAGGCGCCCAGGAGUGUGGCUGCUAGUAGGCACACAGAAGGCAACAUGGGACCUAAAACGUUUCUGGUGACUUCUCUUCACAUGGAACCUUUGUUGCCAUGGCUGCAGAUGUAGGGAACCCAAGUAGCCGUCCCAGAAAGCCAUGCCAUCGAGGUAAAAGGACUGGCAUCUUAUGUAACCCUGCCACCUUUUUUUGCCGACUCACCUGUAGUUACUCCAUCGCCAAGAAGACCUUUCUUUGCUGUUUACGUCCCAUCCUCUCUUUUCUUCUACAUCAUCUUCUACACUGUACAUUGCUUGAUGCACGUUUACCGCAGCGCACUAUCAGAGUAUUUCAGUAGGAAGAGAUAUGUGCUUCAUCGUCUCAUGUAUUAUCAUUACAAUCAUAUCCGGCAUCGGUGUAUACGUACAAGCAGUAAUGUUGGCUGCCUCUUGUAUAUAUUGUAAAUAGGACACGCCAGAUGUAGAUGAACUGACUGAUGUAAGAAAAAUAAUACUUAUCUAACUGGGAGUGUAAAUUCAACAUAUAGCAUAGACACUUUAGCAUGUUUAACAAUGAUGUCUGCCACCUGUCAGUGUUGCUUGUUUACAUUACUCCUGUGGUCAAAGAAAAAAAAGCAUUUUAACUGUCUGUUCUGAAACUGUGCUUGGGUUCAUUAGUUUUUUGGUUUUUUUUAAACAUUCAGCAACUAAAAUCCUAAAUUUGAUGAGCAAAGGCGAUUUUAACACUCUCCCUAUUUUUUUUCCAAUUCAAUAUUUGCCUGCUCAAUAACAUAUUGUUGUCUUUUGUGUUCAUGUCCUAAAGUUAUACUUUUAUUUAUGUGUCACUUUUUCUCUCAUUAUGAAUAUCAUGACUUUUUAAUUUAUUGUGUAUGAUAA